CGUUUCUAUCAAAACAUCUUCUACCUCUACUUCCAUCCCACAUCUGAAUAAAAAUUAUGGCCGUCAGAACAGCAUUCGAAAAUAGUUCAGAUAUUGGUGUUUUCUCAAAGUUAACGAAUAGUUACUGCCUUACUGCACUCGGUUCUACCAACUUCUACUCUUCCUUCGAAGCUGAAUUAGCGGAUGUCAUCCCAGUCAUACACACUUCAAUAGCAGGUACAAGAAUCAUUGGUAGAUUGACAGCUGGAAAUAAGAACGGUUUACUCGUACCUUCUACAACUACAGAUCAAGAGUUGCAACACUUGAGAAACUCACUCCCAGAUAGCGUUAAGAUACAAAGAGUUGAAGAGAGACUAUCAGCUUUAGGUAAUGUUAUCACAUGUAAUGACUACGUCGCACUCGUUCAUCCGGAUAUCGACUCUGAAACUGAAGAAAUUAUCGCUGACGUUUUGGGUGUUGAAGUUUUUAGACAAACUGUAGCGGAGAACGUUUUGGUUGGUAGUUAUUGCUCUUUAUCAAAUCAAGGUGGUUUAGUUCAUCCAAAGACUUCUAUACAAGAUCAAGAUGAAUUGUCUUCACUUUUGCAAGUCCCUCUAGCAGCAGGUACUAUAAACAGAGGUAGCGACGUUUUAGGCGCUGGUUUAGUCGUUAAUGAUUGGAUUGCCUUCACUGGUCAAGACACUACAUCUACAGAAAUUUCUGUUAUUGAAGCUAUAUUCAAAUUACAAGGACAAGAAUCAACAGCCGUCGUUAACGAUCUUAGAGAUACUAUCAUUGAUCAAUACUCUUAAGAAGUAUUGUUUUAAUAAAAUUUUUACAUUUUUACCUGCUUUUUAGAAAAUGUUGCAUGAUUUU
Wallemia mellicola CBS 633.66 is the source of this 855-nucleotide messenger RNA. Its product is annotated as translation initiation factor 6. The record is from RefSeq and is a predicted model, not a curated record. Gene Ontology annotation, biological process: cytosolic ribosome assembly; assembly of large subunit precursor of preribosome; ribosomal subunit export from nucleus. Gene Ontology annotation, cellular component: preribosome, large subunit precursor; nucleolus; cytosol. Gene Ontology annotation, molecular function: ribosomal large subunit binding. Lineage: Eukaryota; Fungi; Basidiomycota; Wallemiomycetes; Wallemiales; Wallemiaceae. The transcript has a single exon. The coding region runs from base 57 to 791 and encodes 244 amino acids.